ACCCUAACUAUAGAAGAGAGAGAGCGAUUAGCAACUCUAAGAGAGUUUAGGGCGCGUAGUGAUAAGAAGAAGAUAAAGAAGAGAGUGCGCGUUAAGGCAGGUAAGCGGUCGCAAAGGCACUAUAAACGCUAUAGUAAGAUAGGACAUAACUCACGUAUAUGUAAGCAAGAUAUAGAAGAUGAUUUUAAGUAG
This is a messenger RNA of Bipolaris sorokiniana ND90Pr, 192 nucleotides long. RefSeq lists its product as uncharacterized. NCBI's taxonomy places the organism in Eukaryota, Fungi, Ascomycota, Dothideomycetes, Pleosporales, Pleosporaceae. The record is from RefSeq and is a predicted model, not a curated record. The transcript has a single exon. The annotation marks the transcript as partial.